Messenger RNA from Sceloporus undulatus (fence lizard), 1007 nucleotides. It is a transcript of the gene PDCL3, whose product is annotated as phosducin like 3. The transcript has 6 exons. Gene Ontology annotation, cellular component: cytoplasm. Bases 150 to 878 code for a protein of 242 amino acids. The record is from RefSeq and is a predicted model, not a curated record. Lineage: Eukaryota; Metazoa; Chordata; Lepidosauria; Squamata; Phrynosomatidae. Gene Ontology annotation, biological process: positive regulation of gene expression; protein folding; angiogenesis.
AGGGAGGCGUUCUUUAGGCAAGGCCUGCCUCCUGGCCUCCCUCCUCCUCCUGAGUCAGGAAGGGCUGCCUGGGCCUCGCCUAAUAAGGCCACUCGGCUUCUCUGCUCCUUCUCCCAGAGCCACCGAGGGACAGAAGCUGCGCCCUCAAAAUGCAGGAUCCGAAUGCAGAUACAGAAUGGAACGACAUCUUACGUAAAAAGGGCAUCCUUCCUCCAAAAGAGAAGCUGAAAGAGCAAGAACAGGCUGAAGAGGAGAGGGAGCAACAGAUCCUCCUGCAACAAUCUGUUGUAAAAACCUAUGAAGACAUGACCCUCGAGGAACUUGAAGAAAAUGAAGAUGAAUUCAAUGAGGAAGAUGAACGCGCUAUAGAAAUGUACAGACAACAAAGACUAGCUGAAUGGAAAGCCUCUCAAGCAAAGAAUAAAUUUGGACAUGUUUUAGAGAUCUCGGGACAGGAUUACAUCCAAGAAAUUACCAAAGCUGGGAAGGAUAUAUGGGUGGUAUUGCAUCUAUACAAGCAAGGUAUUCCUCUUUGUGCCUUGAUAAACCAACACUUAAAUGGACUUGCCAAGAAGUUUCCAGAUGUCAAGUUUGUCAAAGCCAUUUCUACAACCUGCAUCCCCAACUAUCCUGACAAAAACCUCCCCACAAUCUUCAUCUACCUCGAAGGGGACAUCAAGGCCCAGUUUAUUGGACCACUGCUAUUUGGAGGCAUGAAUCUGACAAGAGAUGAAUUAGAGUGGAAGAUUUCUGAGUCAGGUGCCAUCAAGACAGACCUAGAAGAGAACCCCAGGAAGCAGAUACAGGACCAGCUGAUGACUUCAAUCAAGUGUUCUGUUCCAACAAGAAAAGAAGAAAGUGACUCAGAAGAGGACUAAGUCAUUCUUUUCAGAUUACCUGAUUAUCAGAUCCUGAUUACCACACAUUUAGUUAUGACUGAAUUCAGUGGGACUUGUGUCUGCAUAAGAGUGCAUGUGAAUGCAGCCUAAUAAAUACCAUGGGUGGUA